UUUUCAGACUGCAUCUUCGACCGUGUUCACCUGUUGAUGUGUUUUAUGUUCUCUGAAGUCACGCAGAUAAGAGGAGCAGCGAUGAGUUUAACUGCAGCAGCGAGUGGAUUUGUUGUCUUCCUUCUCUCUGUGCCAGUGAUACAGGGUCAGGAUGGCUGGGGAGUGACUUACACCUCUACUGAGAUCUGUGCUGUAAAAGGAUCAACAGUGGAAAUACACUGCAGCUACAGAUACCCAUCCAGAAAAGAAGAUAAAACUGAUAUGGUUAAAACAAAAUUCUGGUUUACUAAAGUGAGUAAUAAAGAACCCGUGGAUCUGACAACAGACAGAGACUACACAGGUCGAGUGCAGUAUCUGUUUCGUGAUGACUACUGCACUCUGAGAAUCACAGACCUGAGAGAGAGCGAUGCAGCUGUGUACAAGUUCAGGUUCACAACACACCAUCCCAGUGGUUAUACUGGUUCACCUGGAGUCACUUUGUCUGUCACAGAUCUCCAGGUGCUGGUGGAAGGAUCAUCCACCCAGGCAGAGCUGAAGUGUCAGGGCAGGUGUAAUGUAGCUGGACACACUCCAUAUGUCUGGUACAAUAAUGGAGAGAAACUGGAAGAAGAAACAUCUUCUCACAGCGUCUCUGUGAACGAUGAUGGCAGCUAUUCCUGUGCUGUUAAAGGACAUGAGGAUCACCGCUCUCCUCCAGUGUAUUCUCCAAAGCUUCCCUCUGUGUCAGUGAGUCCCUCUGCUGAGAUAUUGGAGGGCAGUUCAGUGACUCUGACCUGUAGCAGUGAUGCUAACCCAGCAGCUAAAUAUACCUGGCACAAGGAGAAUGGAAACCCCAGACCUCUCAGUGAAGGACCACAGCUUGUCUUCAGCUCCAUCCAGUCCUCUGACUCUGGACGAUAUUACUGCACAGCUGAGAACAGGCUGGGGACAACUAAAUCUAGAUCCAUCUCUAUCAAUGUAGAAUAUGCCCCGAAGCUUUCCCCCAUGUCAGUGAGUCCCUCUGGGGAGAUCAGAGAGAACAGAGAAGUGACUCUGACCUGUAGCAGUGAUGCUAACCCAGCAGCUACAUACACCUGGUACAAGGAGAAUGGAAACCUCAGACCUCUCAGUGAAGAACCACAGCUUGUCUUCAGCUCCAUCCAGUCCUCUGACUCUGGACAGUAUUACUGCACAGCUGAGAACAAGCUGGGGAGGAGGACGUCUAAUUACAUCCCUAUCAAUGUGAAAUAUGCCCCGAAGCUUUCUCCUGUGUCAGUGAGUCCCUCUGCUGAGAUAGUGGAGGGCAGUUCAGUGACACUGACCUGUAGCAGUGAUGCUAACCCAGCAGCUACAUACACCUGGUGCAAGAAUGGAAACCUCAGACGUCUCAGUGAAGAACCACAGCUUGUCUUCAGCUCCAUCCAGUCCUCUGACUCUGGACGAUAUUACUGCACAGCUCAAAAUGAGCUGGGGACAUCUACACCUAGAUCCAUCUCUAUAAAUGUGAAAUAUGCCCCAAAGCUUUCUCCUGUGUCAGUGAGUCCCUCUGCUGAGAUAGUGGAGGGCAGUUCAGUGACUCUGACCUGUAGCAGUGAUGCUAAACCAGCAGCUAAGUACACCUGGUACAAGAAAAACCGAAAUCCAGGUCUUUCUCCCAGUAAACAAACAUGGAAUAUCCAAUCUUCCAGGAACCAGUUGAAGCUUGUCCUCAGGUCCAUUCGGUCCUCUGACUCUGGACAGUACUUCUGUGUAGCUGAGAACGAGCUGGGGAAGGCAUCAUCUCAAUCCAUCUUUAUCAAUGUUAAAUAUGCUCCAAAGCUUCCCUCUGUGUCAGCGCGUCCCUCUCGUGAUGUGAAGGAGAGCAGUUCAGUGACUCUGACCUGUAGCAGUGAUGCUAACCCAGCAGCUAACUAUACCUGGUACAAGAAGAAUGGAAAUGGUAAACCUCUCAGUGAAGAACCACAGCUUGUCUUCAGCUCCAUUCAGUCCUCUGACUCUGGACGAUAUUACUGCACAGCUGAGAACAGGCUGGGGAGGAGGACAUCUUACAUCACCAUUAAUGUAAAAUAUGCUCCAAAGCUUCCCUCUGUGUCAGUGAGUCCCUCUGCUGAAAUAGUGGAGGGCAGUUCAGUGACUCUGACCUGUAGCAGUGAUGCUAACCCAGCAGCUAACUAUACCUGGUACAAGAAUGGAAAUCCUGGCCUUCCUCCCAGUAAACAAACACAGAUGGUCCAAUCUUCCAGGAACCAGUCAAAGCUUAUCUUCAGCUCCGUCCAGCCGUCUGACUCUGGAGAGUAUUACUGCGCAGCUGAGAACAAAGUAGGGAGGACAACAUCCAAACUGAUUUUCAUCGAUGUGAAAUAUGCUCCAAAGCUUCCCUCUGUGUCAGUGAGUCCCUCUGCUGAGAUAGUGGAGGGCAGUUCAGUGACUCUGACCUGUAGCAGUGAUGCUAACCCAGCAGCUAAAUACACCUGGUACAAGGAGAAGCAAAUCCUGCUUCGGGGACCAGAAGGAGGUCUUCAUUUCACAUCCAUCAGCUCUGAGGAGAGCGGGAUUUACUACUGCAAGUCUGACAACCCAUAUGGACAGAUCAUCUCUUCAUCUAUAUUUAUAGAUGUGCAGUAUGCUCCAAAGCUUCCCUCUGUGUCAGUGAGUCCCUCUGCUGAGAUAGUGGAGGGCAGUUCAGUGAAUCUGACCUGUAGCAGUGAUGCUAACCCAGCAGCUAACUAUACCUGGUACAAGGAGAAUGAAGACUCACCAAAAGCAUCAGGACAGAUCUUCACCAUCACUGACUUCACAGCUGAACACAGUGGGAAUUAUUACUGUGAAGCCCAGAACAGCAGAGGACGUCAUCGCUUCACCAUACAUCUGACUGUUGUGGCAGGUAAUUCAUUAAUGAUAAUGAAUAUCAUCAGGUUGACUCUGGUGGUUUUGAUGUUGAUUCCUCUGCUUCUCCUGAGUCUGUGGAUGAGGAAGAAUCAAACUCUGAGCACCACCACUGAACCACAUGAACCUGUAGAGAUAGAGUUGGAGUCAUGUCCUGUGUAUGGGAACGUCUCAGACGCUGCAGCGAAGACAGAAGACAGAGGAGCAGGAAGACCUGGUGUGAAGUCCAGUCAGAUGCAGUUGAACCAGAGGCGGGACUCACCUGAUGGAAACAAAGUAGUACGACAUGGAAAUAUCAGUGUGGAAAUAUCGUUUAAAGCAUCACAUUUUACUCCAUGUACAGUUUUGAUUUUCAUACAUUGGGGAAGCUUCAGUGUGACACAUUCAGGCUUCAUCACUCUGAGUGCUCCCUCCACUGUCUGCUUUAAAGGGGAAAUGAACACAGCCUCAUUCGGUGUUCUCUUUAUUUUCACUGCUCUCUCUAUCAGCAAAGGAAAUGAAGCUUUUAUUAGACUACAAUGCGUGGCUGAAAAUGUGGGAGUGAUUGGCCAGCAGUCACUGCUGGAGUGUGUUGUCAAAUCCACACAAGGCAUAGCAGAUGUAACAAUCAUACUGGUCACUUGGAGGAAGGUGGGAGAUGAGAGACCCUUACUGGUUUUUCACAGAGAGCAAACUGAACUGCAGCCGGGCUAUAUGUUUGCUGAGCCGUCCUGGAAUGGCGGGAACAUGAACGUAUCUCUGCUCAUCACUAACACUGCUGUAGAACACGAGGGAGUUUAUACAUGUAUGGUGAUGACAGACAGCGGUUAUGCCACCAGCCAAACCAGCCUUAAAGUCACAGGUGCCCUGAGUGUUCCCUCUGUGUCAGUGAGUCCCUCUGCUGAGAUAGUGGAGGGCAGUUCAGUGACUCUGACCUGUAGCAGUGAUGCUAACCCAGCAGCUAACUAUACCUGGUACAAGAAGAAUGGAAACCCCAACCUUCAUCCUCUCAGUAAAGAACCACAGCUUGUCUUCAGCUCCAUCCAGUCCUCUGACUCUGGAGAGUAUUACUGUACAGCUGAGAACGAGCUGGGGAGGAGGACAUCUGAAUCCAUCGCUAUUGAUGUGCAAUUGAAUCCCUCUGCUGAGAUAGUGGAGGGCAGUUCAGUGACUCUGACCUGUAGCAGUGAUGCUAACCCAGCAGCUAAAUAUACCUGGUACAAGGAGAAUGAAGACUCACCAAAAGCAUCAGGACAGAUCUUCACCAUCUCUAACGUCACAGCUGAACACAGUGGGAAUUAUUACUGUGAAGCCCAGAACACAAGAGGACGUCAUAACUCCACCUUACAUCUGACUGUUGUGGCAGAUCAUUCAGUAAUGAAUAUCAUCAGGUUGACUCUGGUGGUCUUGGUGCUGACUCUUCUGCUUCUCCUGAGUCUGUGGACGAGGAAGAAGAAAACUCUGAGCUUCACCACUGAACCGCAUGGACCUGUAGAGGUAGAGAAACCAGGCAGAUCAUCUCAACUCCAACUCCAACAGGGCUCCAGGGUGAGCAGCUCUACACACAGACAGAGGAGAGGAGCAGCCAUGAGUUUCAAAGCAGCAGCAGCUGGACUUGUCUUCCUUCUCUCUGUGUCAGUGAUACAGGGUCAGGAUGGCUGGGAAAUGACUUACAGGUCUACUGAGAUCUGUGCUGUAAAAGGAUCAACAGUGGAAAUACCCUGCAGCUACAGUUACCCAUCCAAACUAAAAGUCCAUAAUGCUACAGUUAAGGAAACACUCUGGUUUACUCGAAUGAAUGGAAAUGAACCUUUGGAUCUGAAAACAGACUCAGAGUAUGCAGGUCGUGUGCAGUAUCACUGUGAAGAGACAAACUGCACUCUGACAGUCACAGACCUGAGAGAGAGCGACUCAGCUGUGUACAAGUUCAUGUUAAUCACAGAUCAAACAGAUGGGAGAUUUGCUGCCUUACCUGGAGUCACGUUGUCUGUUACAGCUCUCCAGGUGCAGGUGACCAGAAUAACAGUCGGGCAGUCUGUUACUGAGGCAGAGCUGAAGUGUUACAGCAGCUGCAGUCCAGCUGGUCGUCUUUCCUACGUCUGGUUCAAGAGUGGAGUGAGACUGACGAAGGUGCAGACAGCUUCUUAUAAAGACUCGUUUCAUCUUGGAGACAACAUCUCCUGUGCUUUGCAAGGAUAUGAGCAGUUGCCCUCUCCUUCAGUGUAUGCUCUAAACCCUCCCUCUGUGUCAGUGAGUCCCUCUGCUGAGAUAGUGGAGGGCAGUUCAGUGAAUCUGACCUGUCGCAGUGAUGCUAACCCAGCAGCUAAAUAUACCUGGUACAAGGAGAAUGUAAACCUCAAACCCCCCAGUGAAGAACCACAACUUGUCUUCAGCUCCAUCCAGUCCUCUGACUCUGGGUGGUAUUACUGCACAGCAGAGAACGAGCUGGGGAGGUCCAAUGACAUCAUUAUUAAUGUGAAAUAUGCUCCAAAGCUUCCCUCUGUGUCAGUGAGUCCCUCUGCUGAGAUAGUGGAGGGCAGUUCAGUGACUCUGACCUGUAGCAGUGAUGCUAACCCAGCAGCUAACUAUACCUGGUACAAGGAGAAUGAAGACUCACCAAAAGCAUCAGGACAGAUCUUCACCAUCACUAACAUCACAGCUGAACACAGUGGGAAUUAUUACUGUGAAGCCAAGAACACAAGAGGACGUCAUAACUCCACCUUUAAUCUGAUUGCUGUGGCAGAUAAAUCAACAAAUACCAAAACGAUCAUCACGUUGACUCUGGUGUUUGUCAUGUUGAUUCUACUGCUUCUUGCUCUUCUUUGCUGUGUGAGAUUCACGAAGAAGAAACUCUGAGCUCCACCACUGAGCUGAAUGAACCCAGUGAGACUCUGGAGCAGUCAGAGUUUGAUCCUUGUACAAUCAACUCCUCAGCCUUGAGCACCAUCACUGCAGCACAGAUGGAAGACGCAAAGGAGAACCUGGUGCGAAGGAUCCGCCAGGUUUGAUGCUGCUGCAUGGAAAACAUAAUGAACUCAAAACAACUUCGUCCAUUUAUGGGUUUUCAGGUUUUAGUUGCAGCCGCAGGUAGCAGAAGAUUUGAGUUCAAUGAAAGCUUUAAUUGUACCUGUGCAGGUACAAUACAUAUAUCAAGGAUUUCAAAAUGGUAUUUUACGUUUUAAUAAACUGCUUGUGAAAAUAUAUAGCCACCACCUCACACCUGUCCUGUCAGUCUGUUCAAAACAGAAAUGUCACUGGAAGCAAAAUAUUUCACAGUGUAUGUUUGAACACACUGAAAAACAUCCUCAGCUUUAUCACAUUUUGCUAGUUGUAACAUAUUCAAAGUUUGCAGGAGCUGGCUGAAACAAACAUCCAGCUUCCACAUCAACUCUGCAGAUUGAACAUCGUGUCAGUUCCCUCUCAGUGCUGCAGAGGGCGACGGUGUGCGGACAGUUUUUGUUUCUCUUUCUGUGUUUAUUAUUCAGAGUGAAGUUUUUGUUGAU
Messenger RNA from Epinephelus moara (kelp grouper), 6347 nucleotides. RefSeq names its product hemicentin-2-like. The record is from RefSeq and is a predicted model, not a curated record. The transcript has 31 exons. The coding region runs from base 37 to 5700 and encodes 1887 amino acids. NCBI's taxonomy places the organism in Eukaryota, Metazoa, Chordata, Actinopteri, Perciformes, Serranidae.